Molecule: messenger RNA, 2715 nt
Organism: Galeopterus variegatus (Sunda flying lemur)
Lineage: Eukaryota; Metazoa; Chordata; Mammalia; Dermoptera; Cynocephalidae
Gene: POLH
Product: polymerase (DNA directed), eta
Exons: 11
Coding region: 86-2221 (711 amino acids)
Biological process (GO): response to radiation; error-prone translesion synthesis
Cellular component (GO): nucleus; replication fork; site of double-strand break
Molecular function (GO): damaged DNA binding; DNA-directed DNA polymerase activity
Source: RefSeq, a predicted model, not a curated record
GGCCUUUUCAAUUUCCUGUCAGUGAACAUUGAGUCCGGCAUCUCGAGCAUCCGCGGUUGGCAGUUUUGCCAGGUCACCUUGAAAAAUGGUUACUGGACAGGAUCGGGUGGUUGCUCUAGUGGACAUGGAUUGUUUUUUUGUGCAAGUGGAGCAGCGGCAAAAUCCUCAUUUGAAGAAUAAGCCUUGUGCAGUCGUACAGUACAAAUCAUGGAAGGGUGGUGGAAUAAUUGCAGUGAGUUAUGAAGCUCGUGCAUUUGGGGUCACUAGAAGCAUGUGGGCAGAUGAUGCUAAGAAGUUAUGUCCAGAUCUUCUACUGGCACAAGUUCGUGAGUCCCGUGGGAAAGCUAACCUUACAAAAUAUCGGGAAGCCAGCGUUGAAGUGAUGGAGAUAAUGUCUCGUUUUGCUGUGAUUGAACGUGCCAGCAUUGAUGAGGCUUACAUAGAUCUGACGCGUGCUGUCCAAGAGAGACUACAGGAGCUACAAGGUCAGCAUAUCUCAGCAGACUUGCUGCCAAGCACUUACAUUGAAGGAUUUCCCCAAGGCCCUACAACAGCAGAAGAGACUGUUCAGAAAGAUGAUAUGCGACAACAAGGCUUAUUACAAUGGCUUGAUUCUCUUCAGAUUGAUAACAUCACCUCUCCAGACCUGCAGCUCACCGUGGGAGCAGUGAUUGUGGAAGAGAUGAGAGCAGCCAUAGAGAGGCAGACUGGUUUUCAGUGUUCAGCUGGAAUUUCACACAAUAAGGUCCUAGCAAAAUUGGCCUGUGGACUAAACAAGCCUAACCGCCAGACCCUGGUCUCACAUGGGUCAGUCCCACAGCUCUUUAGCCACAUGCCUAUUCACAAAAUUCGCAGUCUUGGAGGAAAGCUAGGGGCCUCUGUCACUGAAAUCCUAGGGGUAGAAUACAUGGGUGAACUGACCCAGUUCACUGAAUCCCAGCUCCAGAGUCAUUUUGGGGAGAAGAAUGGGUCUUGGCUAUAUGCCAUGUGCCGAGGGAUUGAACAUGAUCCAGUUAAACCCAGGCAACUACCCAAAACCAUUGGCUGUAGCAAGAACUUUCCAGGAAAAACAGCUCUGGCUACUCGGGAACAAGUACAAUGGUGGCUUUUGCAGUUAGCUCAGGAACUAGAGGAGAGACUGACCAAAGACCAAAACGAUAAUAACAGGGUGGCCAACCAGCUGGCUGUGAGUAUUCGUGUACAAGGAGACAAACGUCUCAGCAGCUUGCGCCGCUGCUGUGCCCUUACUCGCUAUGAUGCUCACAAGAUAAGCCAUGACGCAUUUGCUGUCAUUAAGAACUGUAAUACUUCUGGAAUUCAAACAGAAUGGUCCCCUCCCCUCACAAUGCUGUUCCUCUGUGCUACCAAAUUCUCUGCCUCUGCCCCUUCAUCUUGCACAGACAUCACCAUUUUCUUGAGCAGUGACCCAAGUUCUCUGCCAAAGGUGCCAAUUACCAGUUCAGAAGCUAAGACCCAAGGAAGUAGCCCAUUGGUGACAGGCAUUAAGAAAGCAAACACCUCUCUGGAAUCAUUCUUCCAAAAAGCUGCAGAAAAGCAGAAAAUCAAAGAAGCUUCACUUUCAUCUCUUACUGCCACUAUCCAGGCCUCCACAAGCAAUCCACCACCUAAGCCCUCAUUACCUUUCCAAACCAGUCGAAUUACAGGAACUGAGCCCUUCUUUAAGCAAAAAAGUCUGCUUCUAAAGCAGAAACAGCUUAAUAAUUCUUCAGUUUGUUUCCCUCCACAAAACCCACAGUCCAACUCUAAAGGGUUAACAAACUACUUUCCAAUCGAGUAUCCAGAUUGUGCCCCCGUUUGUGAAGGAGCAUUGAAGCUAGAAUCCUCUAAAACAACUCCUACAGAGAUGCAUUUGGCCCAGAACAGCCCAAGCAAGCUUGCUUCUUCAGCUUCCAAGUCGGCUCUGCAGGUGGCUCUAGAGGCUACUACCUCAAGUCUUCUUGCUGCUGAGGACCAAGUACGCUGUGAGAAGUGUGGCUCCCUGGUACCAGUAUGGGAGAUGCCAGAACACAUUGACUAUCAUUUUGCAUUGGAAUUGCAGAAAUCCUUUUUGCAGCCCCACUCCUCAGCCCCCCAGGUUGUUCCUGCCAUUUCUCCUCAAGGUAAAAGAAAUCCCAAGAGCCCUUUGGCUUCCAGUAAUAAGCGCCCUAGACCUGAGGGCAUGCUGACAUUGGAAUCAUUUUUUAAGCCAUUAACACAUUAGUGCUGCCCUCAGGCUUGCUGCAGGAUUUUAAUAUUUUAUCUGUAGCCUGGGAAGUGGAAAUAUGUUCACUUCUUAAGGAAAUCUAUAACAUGAAAUUUUUUGUACAAAAAAUAAUCCAGCUAAAGUGCUGGGGUAAUGUUCCUAUCUCUUCAUAGGCAUGGAUUAUAAUCCCAUUGCUGAUAGAGAUGUAAAAAUUCAUCCUCCCUUUGAUUUUUAGUCUAAAGAGUUUAGGGAGACAGUGUCAUGGUAAAAAGUGUUUGGGUCUUGGGGCCUAAGAGACCCGGUUUCAAACCUAGCUCUGCUUCUUAUGCAUAUGGCCUUGAGCAAAUUACUUUCUUCACUUCUUCAUCUGUAAAACAGAGAAGUUUACAGAUUAUUGAAGAUUAAAAACGAUAUAUUUAAAGUGCCUAACUUAACAUUGGCACAGAAAAGGAACUGAGUUUAAAAAAAAAAAAGGUUUAAAAAUAAAUUUCUGGGGCUGGCCCAUGGCUCAC